Messenger RNA from Penicillium canariense, 1245 nucleotides. RefSeq names its product DUF914 domain membrane protein. Gene Ontology annotation, molecular function: transmembrane transporter activity. The transcript is spliced from 2 exons. The record is from RefSeq and is a predicted model, not a curated record. Gene Ontology annotation, biological process: transmembrane transport. Gene Ontology annotation, cellular component: membrane. Bases 1 to 1245 code for a protein of 414 amino acids. NCBI's taxonomy places the organism in Eukaryota, Fungi, Ascomycota, Eurotiomycetes, Eurotiales, Aspergillaceae.
AUGACUGACUCCAAGGACCAAGUCACCGUCCAGACGGCCGACACGAUCAACCAGGCGUCGUCGCAGUCCAAGGCUGACUCGGUCGCGGUGAUGAACCCCGCCGCGGGGGAGACCGCCGCGCCGGCGGACAAGGUCGAUGAGGAGAAGAAGGGAUACUUGGCGUAUUUCAAGACCAAGGAGUUCUACAUCACCUUGAUUCUCGGACAACUCCUCGCCAUCGCCAACACCGCCACGGGCACGUUCACCACGCUCCUCGGCGAGCAGGAAUGGGCAAUUCCCACGUUCCAGACACUGCUCAACUACGUGGUGCUGACGAUGAUCUUCACUCCUUACACCAUAUACCGCUACGGAUUCAAGGGCUGGCUCCGCGUGAUCUACACGGACGGCUGGAAGUAUAUCAUCCUCGCCUUCUGCGACGUCCAGGGCAACUACUUCGUCGUGCUGGCCUACCAGUACACCACCAUGCUAAGCGCCCAGCUCAUCAACUUCUGGGCCAUUGUCGUCGUCGUCCUCCUCUCCUUCGUGUUCCUCAAGGUCCGCUACCACAUCACCCAGAUCCUGGGCAUCAUCAUCUGCAUCGGCGGCAUGGGCGUCCUGAUCGCCUCGGACCACAUUACCGGCGUCAACGGCGGCGACGUGUCCAGCGGCCACCAGCUGAAGGGUGACCUGUUCGCUCUGCUCGGCGCUAGCUUCUACGGCCUGACCAACACGGCCGAGGAGUACCUCGUCAGCAAGAAGCCCGUGUACGAGGUGCUGGGCCAGCUGUCGUUCUACGCGUGCAUCAUCGAUGGCGUGCAGAGCGCCAUCUUCGAGCGCAGCAACUACAACAACUCCAACUGGGACGGCAAGGUCGGCGGCUACCUGACCGGCUUCACGCUGUGCCUGACGCUGUUCUACUGCCUGGCACCACUGCUGUUCCGCCUGUCCUCCGCCGCCUUCUUCAAUAUCUCCAUGCUCACCAUGAACUUCUGGGGCGUGUGCAUCGGCAUCAAGGUCUUCCACUACCAUAUCCACUGGAUGUACCCCAUCGCCUUUGUCAUGAUCGUCGUCGGCCAGCUGAUCUACUACCUGGGCCGCAAGGCGCUGGCCGAGGCGCGGAAGCCCUGGCUGGGUCAGAACCAGGAGGCAGGUGUGGCGGGUCUGUUCACCGCGAAGCGCCGCAUCGAGCAUGCCGUCCCGGCCGGUGCGGACCCCCAGGACCACGACCCCGAGCGCCGGCCCGCGGAGAAUACCAGCUCGGUCUGA